Molecule: messenger RNA, 644 nt
Organism: Pieris brassicae (large cabbage white)
Lineage: Eukaryota; Metazoa; Arthropoda; Insecta; Lepidoptera; Pieridae
Product: pro-resilin-like
Exons: 6
Coding region: 6-644 (212 amino acids)
Cellular component (GO): extracellular matrix
Source: RefSeq, a predicted model, not a curated record
ACAACAUGAAGACUUUCUUGAUCAUUGCUGUCACUGCUUUGGCCGUGGUUGCGGAACCGCCGAUUUCUAAAAGUUACCUACCACCACCACCAGGUGGAAGGGCUGGCUACAGCCAAGGAUCUCCUUCGGGUCUAGCUUUUCAAGCUGGUAAUGCUCCUCAAAUUAUAGCAGCUAGGAGUUUACCCGGCGCUGGACUUACAAAUGGCUUUGCGAGAAGCGGUACUCACGACCAUACCAUAGCAAGAUUCAAUGGAAACCAACAUGGAUACGAUAGCGCCGUACCAGUUGGCAGAAACGCUAUUGAACAGACUAGUGGGACAGAGUUUGGUCAUCGGGAGGAGAGACAGGAAGAGACGGCAGAGGGUGAAUAUCAUGUGGUUUUGCCUGAUGGUAGGAAACAGACUGUCAGCUACAAAGCAGACGAACGUGGUUUCAAUCCUCAAAUAUCCUAUGAAGAAACUGAAGACCUAACAGCCGGCUAUGAUGUAAACGCCCACAAUCGCGGGAGCUACGAACACGAUUCUAAUGGUGUUAGUAAUCACCAUGAUAGAGGCUUUGGAAGCCAUGAAAACAGUUUUGGUAACCAUGACAACGGCUUCAAUGGCGGCCAUGGUAACCAUGGUAACGCGCGUAGCGGUUACUGA